AUAUCUAGCAGGGGGCUGGAGAGCUUUAUAAGACUGGGAAAGCACAGCAGGGAUAAGCUCUUUGCCGUUGACCAAGACUGCAUCUGGAACCUUCUCCCUAGACUAUGGCUGAGAGGAGAAUACCUUUCACCUUCUCGCGCCUCCCCAGCUGGGACCCCUUCCGGGACUGGUACCAGGGGAGCCGUCUCUUUGACCAGUCCUUUGGUAUGCCCAUCUUCCCAGAGGAGUGGCAGCACUGGCCCAGCAGCUACUGGCCUGGCUACAUCCGGGGCCCGUGCCCCACAGCCGAGGCCACGUCCCCAGCUCACUUCUCCCCAUCACCGGCCCCCCUCUACACCCGUGCCUUGACACGGCAGCUCAGCAGCGGCAUGUCGGAGAUCAAGCAGACCCAGGACCAGUGGAAGGUCAGCCUGGAUGUCAACCACUUUGCCCCCGAGGAGCUGGUGGUGAAGACCAAGGACAACGUCGUUGAGAUUACCGGGAAACAUGAGGAGAGGAGGGAUGAGCAUGGCUAUGUGUCACGCUGUUUCACCAGGAAGUACACGCUCCCACCGGGUGCAGACGUAGAGAAGGUGACGUCCUUCCUGUCCCCGGAGGGCGUGCUCACAGUAGAGGCUUCCCUACCCAAGCCGGCCAUCCAGGCAACUGAGAUCAACAUCCCGGUGAAUCUGGAAAGCCAGACCAAGCCUGCGGUGGAGACCAAGAAAUAAGCCCCCCCCCCCACAUAUCCUGGGUCCCCAUCUGCCUCCCAUAAUUAAGUGGCCUGCUUUGUCUUGGAGUGCCAGUAAUUGUUGGGAGAGAGAUGGCGCGUCGUCUCUUUAAAUGAAGCUUCUCUCUGUGUGUGCUGUGUAAACACAUCUGUGCUAGUACCAUAUGCUGUUUCUGUGGUAAUUAUGUUCUUCAUUUAAAUUAAGAGAACCGAACCCCACCCACCCCAGCUGCCAACCCCCCUGUAAGCUCCUAUUACUUGCUUCACAAGCACUGAAAGCAAUUACCUGCCCCUAGAGCCUGGCUGCCAGCGCCUCUCUCUGGCAUAAUCAGUAAUGGCUGCAGUCGCUGCCUUGUGACUUCACAAAGGAGCGUUUCCACGGAAACCAGAGUAUCACCAGAGUAUCACCGGAAGCUGAUACCUUCACAGGGUUCAGUAAAUGGCAUGGCCUUAGUGGUUAGAAAAAAAUUUAGCUUCCAAGAAUCUCUUUUUGUGUCUUGUUUUUAUUGUGUUCAAGAAUUGUUUUUAAAGAGAACCUCAUGCAUUUCAUAAGUGAGUUUUGUAGGUGUAGUGGAAGCUUUAUUUUGGGCAUAUAAAACUGCUAAAAGCAUUUACAAAUAAUUGUAAAACAUCUGCAUAAUUGUAGAGGUAAGGUUUCACUUCAAUUACUUGGACUGGACCUGUGCUUUAUCAUCUGUCUUUUUGGCUCAAAAUGUGGUGUCCUUUUUCAUUGUAUGAUAAAGGGUUCUCAGAGUUUUUACUUAAGAAAGGAAAAUUGUAUAAAAAAGAAUUAUUUUCCUGGGCCUUGGCAUUAGUCAAAAAUUUUAAACUACAUUUUAAACUAAAAGUCAAGGAAAAUAAAAAAAAACUAUUAAUCAA
Molecule: messenger RNA, 1588 nt
Organism: Paramormyrops kingsleyae
Lineage: Eukaryota; Metazoa; Chordata; Actinopteri; Osteoglossiformes; Mormyridae
Gene: hspb1
Product: heat shock protein, alpha-crystallin-related, 1
Biological process (GO): response to heat; negative regulation of apoptotic process; protein refolding
Cellular component (GO): nucleus; cytoplasm
Source: RefSeq, a predicted model, not a curated record